Molecule: messenger RNA, 1947 nt
Organism: Mya arenaria
Lineage: Eukaryota; Metazoa; Mollusca; Bivalvia; Myida; Myidae
Exons: 16
Coding region: 158-1876 (572 amino acids)
Cellular component (GO): extracellular region
Molecular function (GO): chitin binding
Source: RefSeq, a predicted model, not a curated record
UGCUUAAUUGAUAAUGAUGUAGUGCUCUAUUGCGUUUUGAGACAGAAAGUAUAUAUUUGUACAUAAUGUUCUUUUGACAGGUAACAAAUUCACUUAUCCUAGUGAGGUUGUUCGUCAUCAUUUGGUGUUGGAAAUACUCAGACGUACUAAGAGAACUAUGGACAGAAGUACUUGUCUCCGGCUUUUAGCAGUCGUUGGAAGCUUGUGUAUCUUGGUUCCCGGUGUAAAAGGCGGUAUGAUGAGCCCACUCGCUAGGAUGAAGGAUCCCGCAAUUGAACAAAAACUUUCUAUGAAAGAGUGCAUGAAAUCCGGAUGCCAAACUCCGAGCCUUUGUUACUUACCACAUCCCACCAGCUGCUUCAAGUUCAUAAUGUGUAAGCCGGGAGAAAAAGGAGAAAUGUAUGUUGAGACGAUGCCGUGCGGUUUUGGGACGAUGUGGCAACACCAAGAACAAGGGCGCGAUCCUGUAUGCGAUCGAUACGAUCUUGUUGCCUGCCCAAAUGACAAAUGCAAAACACCAGGUAUGGUGAGUUAUAAACACGGGGACAAUCACUGCCGAACGUAUUGGGAAUGUAAAGGAGGCAACUCUGUGCCGCAAUGCUGCGAAAAAUACCAGAGAUUUACGACGGUUAACGAAACUCACGGAGCAUGUGUCAACGAUUCCACAUGCGAAGACGUCUGUCCACUGCUGAACGAUGCGACCUGUCAAGGAGGCGGCGUAAAUGCCUCCAGCUUUCCAGACGGAAACUGUCGGACAUACUGGGAUUGCACUUCGGGACAUCAACAUCCGGUCUGCUGCCCUCAAGGCGAGGGCUUCAACGUGUUCAGCUCCACUUGCGAGCCCGAUGCAACAUGUUUGGGCACUUGUCCAACCGCUUAUGCUGAAUCGUGCUCAAUAGCUGGAACUACGAGUUAUGAUCUAGAAGAUGAAAACUGCAGAACAUACAUGAAGUGUAGCCAGCAAGGGCAGGCGGAUCCCUAUUGUUGUCGGCCGGGAAAGUUCUACGAUGUAAAACUAAAGCAAUGUGUGGAAUCAACAAACGAUCUCUGUAAAAUGGCGAGCUGUCCCCUUGGUUACAAGGAGGAGUGCCGCUUGGGGGCGAUUCCCAAUGAUCCCUCUCGUUUCAAGAUGUUGGAUUCCGCCGCUGAAAUUAUCAUGCCCUGCUCGGUGGGAACAGAGUUCAACCCAACACUGUGCCAAUGUGUCAUGAUAAAAAAAACCAGUGCAGCAAAGCCUGCUGGUUGUACACUGGCCAUUCAUUUUGUGCCUCCCGAUUUGAAGAACAAAGGGACUGCACAAGCCGCCCUGUUAAUGAUUGGGGGCCAUGGGCAAGGAGAGAGAGGGGUCGGCAACAUGACUAACGUUUGGACCGGAAGGACCGGGAUAAACAUACCUUUCUACGGCUCACAGUCACUCUGGGACUUUUACCUGUGUUUGUUGGUGCAGCCGAAGUCUAUAUCAAUUGUCAAGCAGGUUCUUCUUUCUUCCUGUUUUAAGUUUGCUGAACCUGAUGCGUUGAGCCUCGAAGUGAGCAUGCAGGGUGGACAACUUUCCAUCACUGUAACUACAAACCUCGGGGAAAACUUUAACGCCACCACACCGUACGAUGAGGACAAGCAGCUUAAAAUUCAACUCGUGCGCAAGGGCUUGACAGUGGGUGUCUUUGUCGGAGACGGAGAACUUAUCACCUUCCAGAAAACCCAAGAUCUUAGAGGAAACAUACCAAUAGAUAUUAGCGGUCUGAGGUUCGGUCAUUGUAGAAAUAACCCGAACUCCAGCGGCUUUGUAGGGGUCGUCAACGAUGUAAAGUUUUCAAAGUGCGUCCUAACGAAACAUGAGGCUUUGCUGAGUCCCCCUCUUGUUCCGGUUCCAUAAAAAGAUCAAAAUAUCACAUAAUGUGCCAUAUAUUUGUUUGGAAAGAUAUCUAAUAAAUUUCCUAAAGAGGA